AUGGCUGCCCCCCAACCGGCCACCGUUCCUACGCGCCCUACGCGGAAUCGUGGUUUCAGUGUCAAAUCCGACCAGUCUCGCCGUACCAGCACCUCCGGUCACAAGAGUAACCUCUCCGAGUCCUCCGAAGAAAAGGCCCGUCGCAAUUUACAUACCAAAGCCGACCCCCUGGUCGCAAUGACGGAGUUACAACCGAUGGCCGUGGCAUUGGAGAAGUCCAACUUGGGUUCAUUGAGAGAAACUCAACACAAGGACCAAUACGGAAAUCCCAUCACCGAUCCCGACUGGUCUAACCCCACCCGUCCCCGUUUCGAGCGCCCCCUGGAUACCAUUCGAUCCUUCGAGGCAGCCAUCUACGGAUCCUACAGCAGCCAACGGCCGGAGUCGUACGCCCGUACAGGUUCGUUGCGCUCAAUCCCCACCCCAGGACCCCGGACUGAUCAAGGGUACUCCCCAACAGAAGAUGCCGCUUCACAAAUGGGCGACUACAGCCGAAGGACAAGCUACUAUGGAUCAAACAACUACUCCCGCGGACAAGGCGAACAAUACGGUCGCGGCGCCCAAUCACGCCCUGACAGCGUCAUCGACUACGGCGCAAGCUCAAGCCAAGCACCCGAGAACCCCUACCCCUACAACCAGAACGGAGGACAGCAGCGUCGACCCCGAUACCAGUCCCGCCCCUCAAACGAUCACGGCGUCUACAGUAAUGGAAACGGCCAUGCGCACGGAGGUCAACGCUCCUACGAUAAUGUCACCGCCAUGUCUGGAUCGGCGUCCGGAUAUACCGACCCUUAUGGCCAGUCGACGGACCCGAGUUCGUUGAACAGCUCCAUGGACCAGUUGUCCCAGCAGGUUAUGGCGCAACAGCGGCUGGAUGAGCGUGCGCAGGCUGCUGAAUAUGGAUAUGCGGGUGGCUCGAACAAUAAUGGGAAGGCUGCUGCGAACCCCAAUUUUGUGCCUUCUCAGGGUGGCAGGAAUGUGGUUCACAAGCCUACGAAUCUGAAUGAGAAGCGGAAGAGCUGGUUCAAGCGGCGGUUCAGCAAGGACUAG
Messenger RNA from Penicillium verhagenii, 1050 nucleotides. RefSeq names its product DUF2406 domain-containing protein. The record is from RefSeq and is a predicted model, not a curated record. The coding region runs from base 1 to 1050 and encodes 349 amino acids. The transcript is spliced from 4 exons. NCBI's taxonomy places the organism in Eukaryota, Fungi, Ascomycota, Eurotiomycetes, Eurotiales, Aspergillaceae.